AUGAACAAUCACACUGCAGUGAACACAUUCCUUCUGUGGGGAUUUUCUAGUUUCCCAGAAUUAAAGAAUCUACUCUUUGUGAUGAUCUUAUCCUCCCAUGUGACAAUUCUAUUGGCAAAUGUGUCCAUAAUGGUGGCCAUCAAACUCAGUCAAAACCUUCAUACGCCCAUGUACUUUCUCCUUUUCAGCCUGUCUUUUUCAGAAACUUGUAUUACUAUGGUAGUCAUUCCCCGCAUGUUAAUGGACUUGCUGUCAGGGAGCAAGACCAUUUCUCUUCCUGAGUGUGCCACACAGAUGUUUUUCUUCUGUGGCCUGGCAUCCAACAACUGUUUCAUCAUGGCUGCCAUGUCCUAUGACCGUUACACUGCCAUCCACAACCCGCUGCAUUAUCAUACCCUUAUGACAAGAAAGAUCUGCUGUCAGCUCGUCAUGGCCUCCUCAGUGGUUGGGUUCCUCAUUUCUCUGUGCAUCACCAUCAUGAUAUUCAACUUGUCUUUUUGUGACUCCAGCAACAUACAACAUUUCUUUUGUGACAUUUCACCAGUGGUCCACCUUGCAUGUGAUUACACUUCUUAUCACGAAAUGGUUAUUUUUGUGCUCUCUGCCUUCGUGCUGGUGGGCAGCUUUAUUUUAAUAAUGAUUUCCUACGUCUUCAUUGUGUCCAUAGUUGUGAAGAUGCCUUCUGCAAAGGGGAGGUAUAAGGCCUUCUCCACCUGCUCCUCCCACCUCACUGUGGUGUGUAUACACUAUGGAUUUGCUUGCUUUGUCUAUCUGAGGCCCAAAGGCAGUGCCUCCUUUGGCCAAGACAUGCUGAUGGCUGUGAUAUACACAGUGCUGACCCCUCUGCUUAACCCCAUUGUUUACAGCCUAAGGAACAAAGAGAUGCAGAUAGCUCUAAGGAAAGUACUAGAAAGUAUAUUUAAAUUUUUCUCUCAAGUAACUCAUAGAAAAGCCUUGGAUAUUUAA
Molecule: messenger RNA, 966 nt
Organism: Chinchilla lanigera (long-tailed chinchilla)
Lineage: Eukaryota; Metazoa; Chordata; Mammalia; Rodentia; Chinchillidae
Product: olfactory receptor 10T2-like
Exons: 1
Coding region: 1-966 (321 amino acids)
Biological process (GO): G protein-coupled receptor signaling pathway
Cellular component (GO): membrane
Molecular function (GO): G protein-coupled receptor activity; olfactory receptor activity
Source: RefSeq, a predicted model, not a curated record